AUGGACACAACAGAACCAGAUACACCUUUCGCAGCAGUGAGCGCGCAAACGACACGAUUAGGACGAAUAUAUCAAUCCUACCUCGACAAAGCAACACCGUACAAGGCCUACAGAUGGACCGGAUCAGGAGUCCUGCUCUUCAUGUUCAUGAUCCGCAUCGUGACUUCCCAAGGCUGGUAUAUAGUCUGCUACACCCUAGGCAUCUAUCUCCUAAAUCUUUUCCUCGCCUUCCUCCAACCAAAGAUCGACCCCUCCCUCACCCAAGAUGAAGGACUUGAAGAUGGGUCCACAAACGAACCAACCCUCCCGACCAAGGAAAGCGAAGAGUUCCGCCCGUUCAUAAGAAGACUACCAGAGUUCAAAUUCUGGCACAAUGCCACGCGCGCAAUUGCGAUAGCUGGUAUACUUUAUAAUACUCUUCUCACUCACGAUGCGGAGACAGAUUCAACAUAUGAUCAAAUACCGUUAUGUACCGUUCUCGAUCGGCAAAACACGGUACAACAGGGCAUCAUGAACGAUUUCUGA
This is a messenger RNA of Bacidia gigantensis, 525 nucleotides long. RefSeq names its product retention in endoplasmic reticulum protein 1 (gene RER1). The coding region runs from base 1 to 525 and encodes 174 amino acids. NCBI's taxonomy places the organism in Eukaryota, Fungi, Ascomycota, Lecanoromycetes, Lecanorales, Ramalinaceae. The transcript has 4 exons. Gene Ontology annotation, biological process: retrograde vesicle-mediated transport, Golgi to endoplasmic reticulum; protein retention in ER lumen. The record is from RefSeq and is a predicted model, not a curated record. Gene Ontology annotation, cellular component: Golgi membrane.